Sparassis crispa is the source of this 714-nucleotide messenger RNA. RefSeq lists its product as hypothetical. Lineage: Eukaryota; Fungi; Basidiomycota; Agaricomycetes; Polyporales; Sparassidaceae. The transcript has a single exon. Bases 1 to 714 code for a protein of 237 amino acids. The record is from RefSeq and is a predicted model, not a curated record.
AUGGCAGCAUCUCAGUCUCUCGGUAUCCAGUUCGUGACUUCCGAGCGGCACGACUUUUACCGCGCUCUUGCUAUUCCUUUUACUGCUGAAUUCGACUCUUGCAAAGCAGAUGCGAUCCGUGGGCACCGUGAUAAGUACCCGGACCCAGAACCUCACACUCGUAUUUGGGAUCACAACAUCCUCGACGGUAUACAUGCUUGGCGCAAAGAUCCUGAUCAGCAAGAACGUAUCUUCGCUACGCCAGAGCGAUUACAAAUUGACCCUGGACCUUUUCAUCCCGCCUUGCUUCAUAAUGAAGAUGACAUCUCGUACAUUGGCCUCGAGUUCAUGCACCGGAAAAUUGCACAGUACAACAUUGCUACUUACGAAUUUGCGGGAGAACAGGUAGAAUUCGAGAUUGUCGAAUACCGGUGUGCAUUCCUCACGAACCAGCGCGACUCGGAAAUCAGCAUCAAUUUCCGAUGCAAUAUUUCUAAGAUCACCUACAAGUUGACUCAUAUCAAGCCGGGAGACUCACGCGCUACAGUAUGGGAACCUAAUCAUCUCAUGUAUCUUGACAUUCCUCUUCCACGUGAAUGCAAAGAAGUGUUGUGUAUCGCGCAUGUAGGGAAAGUGCACAAUGAUGAUGGAGAUACUUACUUUGAAGAGCUCAGGCUAUAUCUGUCUGACGGACAGCUGCCCGCUCGUUGCACACCUGGCUCGGAGGCGCGUUGA